UUCCUGAAAAAGUAACCUAUAAAACUCCAUCAACAAACUUCUCUUGUUUGGCCUUUUGCCAAUUUCAGAGAAGGAGAAGACAAAUACAACUUUUGUAUGUGGGAAAGCUUUUAACCUCAAAUUCAUUGAAAGAUGUUCCAAUUUUUUUUUGUCCAAAAGGUUCAUCAAUGUUUGGUGAUCAAAAAUUCAAAGACACAAAUUCUGUAGAACAACUUGAGGUUCAUACAAAAAAGUUCACUCCUUUUGUCUGAUUCUUGUUUUCUUUAGAUUUUAAAAUCAAGAUUCACCUUACCCAUUAUUAAACUUGGUGGACUAUAUGUAUGGGGGUGGGUGUGGAGUGGAUGAAGUGAACAAAAUGGCAGCAGUUGCAGUUGGAAAUGGGGGUGAGAUAUGGAAAGCCCAUGGUGCAAUGGUUUUGGUACAGCUUUUCAAUGGUGGUUACCAUGUGAUUACUAAGGUGGCUCUCAAUGUGGGCAUGAAUGAAAUUGUCUUCUGUUUGUAUAGAGAUCUUAUUGCUAUAGCUAUUCUUGCCCCAAUUGCCUAUUUCCGUGAAAAGAGGUCAAGGCUUCCUCUGAGUAAACGACUACUACUGUCAUUCUUCAUUUUAGGAUUAACUGGUAUUUUCGGUAACCAACUGUUGUUCCUUGUUGGACUUGGCUACACAAAUCCGACUUACGCUGCUGCGUUGCAACCUGCAAUACCAGUCUUUACGUUCAUACUUGCUGUACUUAUGGGUACAGAAACUGCGAAGCUUCUUACUAUGGAAGGCCAGGCAAAAGUUGGAGGUACCAUUGUUUGUGUUUCUGGGGCGAUUUUGAUGGCUGUAUUCCGUGGUACAGCGGUGUUUGGAGACGGCACAUCAGACUUCACAGCACAAAUUGAGACAAGUGCUAAGGGUCAAUCAGAGCCUGCUGGAUGGCUAAUGUCUAGUUUUCUGGAGUUGGGAUUUGAUAAUUGGCACCUGGGCGUCUUAUGCUUAAUAGGAAACUGUAUGUGCAUGGCAGCAUACAUAGCUUUUCAGGCUCCAGUUUUGAGAGAAUACCCGGCAAGCUUAUCAUUGACAGCAUAUUCUUACCUUUUUGGCGUUAUACCAAUGAUAGGGACGUCAUUCCUUAUGACCAAUGGAUCAACAGAUUGGUAUUUGACACAAUCUGAAGUUGGUGCUGUGUGCUAUGCUGGAAUUAUUACAUCAGCGCUGAACUAUGGACUUACUACUUGGUGCAAUAAGGUUCUUGGCCCUGCUUUAGUUUCUUUAUACAAUCCGCUUCAACCUGCUGCAACAGCAAUUUUGUCUAGUAUUUUUCUUGGGAGUGCUAUUUAUCUGGGAAGCAUUUUGGGAGGACUUCUCAUCAUAGCAGGGCUUUAUUUAGUAACUUGGGCAUCUUACAGAGAGAAACAGGCAGCCAUGGGAACUAUAAUUCAUGAUCCUCGGAUAACGGAUCCCUUAAUCCCAUAUCAGAUAGGACAUAAUUCCUCUGUUCCUUCUUCCUCAAUGCCAAAGAUCAGUGAUUAGAUAUUGCUACAGAUAUCAUUUGCAUGUCCUUUUCUUCAUCUUUUUCAUGAGAAUAUGUAUAGUUCACUGCUAAAAAAAUGGUAAAUAUGUGUUGCAGUUCUAUCAAUUUUGUUUUUCCCUUUCCCAAAUGUUAACUCUUCCUGCAGAAACUUUCUUCUCA
Solanum tuberosum (potato) is the source of this 1673-nucleotide messenger RNA. RefSeq names its product WAT1-related protein At5g45370-like. Gene Ontology annotation, molecular function: transmembrane transporter activity. The record is from RefSeq and is a predicted model, not a curated record. Gene Ontology annotation, cellular component: membrane. The transcript is spliced from 7 exons. Lineage: Eukaryota; Viridiplantae; Streptophyta; Magnoliopsida; Solanales; Solanaceae. Bases 317 to 1513 code for a protein of 398 amino acids.